Pogoniulus pusillus (Red-fronted tinkerbird) is the source of this 7808-nucleotide messenger RNA. RefSeq names its product ubiquitin protein ligase E3 component n-recognin 1 (gene UBR1). Bases 128 to 5410 code for a protein of 1760 amino acids. The record is from RefSeq and is a predicted model, not a curated record. Gene Ontology annotation, biological process: ubiquitin-dependent protein catabolic process via the N-end rule pathway. The transcript has 47 exons. Lineage: Eukaryota; Metazoa; Chordata; Aves; Piciformes; Lybiidae. Gene Ontology annotation, molecular function: zinc ion binding; ubiquitin protein ligase activity.
CAGUGUAGGCUGAACCGCUGUAGGGGGCGGGUGGUGAAGGCGGCGAGAGGCAGAACAGCGGUCGAGUGGCUGCGGUGGCUCCUUCUGGGCGCUGACGGCGUUGCUGGCCGCGUCCAUCGCUCUCAAAAUGGCGGACGAAGCUGACGAAGGGCCUGGAGUGGGAGCGGCAGGAGCAGCAGGAGGUCGGGUCCCCAUGCGGCCCCAGGAGCGAGCCAUGUGGUGCGAUGAAAGAUUCAGCUUCCAAUCUGCAUUCUUACAAUGCUUGGCAAAACACGUGCCAAAUAUUUACUCAGCUGAAAUGGACCCCUUGCUGGAGAAACAAGAAGAAAUGGUCCAGGCAGCAAUAUUGUACCCCCUGGAAUGUUACUUGUUUGGGGAAGACCCAGAUAUAUUCCUGGAGAAACUACAACAGAGUGGAACCUCCCAGCUCUGUGGGAAGGUGUUCAAAGGAGGGGAGACAACAUACUCUUGCAGAGACUGUGCAGUUGAUCCAACAUGUGUACUUUGUAUGGACUGCUUCCAGAACAGCAUUCACAAGAAUCACCGGUACAAGAUGCAUAGCUCCACUGGAGGAGGAUUUUGUGACUGUGGUGAUACAGAGGCAUGGAAGACUGGACCACUGUGUACUAAACAUGAGCCUGGAGCAUCAGGUUCUGCAAAAGAAAAUUCAGAAUGUCAAUUGAAUGAAGAAAUUGUGGAGCACUCUAGGAGGGUGUUUCCCUCUGUCAUAAAAUACAUUGUAGAUAUGCUUAUAUGGGAAGAAGAGAAGGAGCUGCCUCCUGAGCUUACAGUUAGUAGAGAGAAGGCAGACAGCUACUACUGUGUCCUUUUCAAUGAUGAACAUCAUUCUUACGAUCAUGUCAUCUAUAGCCUGCAAAGGGCACUUGGCUGUGAACUUGGUGAAGCCCAGUUGCAUACCACUGCCAUAGAUAAAGAGGGUCGUAGAGCUGUUAAGGCAGGACAUUAUGCAUCUUGUCAGGAGGCAAAAGAAGAAAUCAAGAGGCAUUCUGAAAAUGUUUCUCAACGACCACUUCAUGUGGAGGUUCUGCAUGCUGACGUUAUGGCUCACCAGAAGUUUGCCUUGCGCCUUGGUUCUUGGCUGAACAAGCUUAUGAGCUAUUCAAGUGACUUUCGCCAGAUCUUUUGUCAAAUAUGUCUCCAAGAAGCUAGAUCUGAAAAGCCAUGCUUCAUAAGCAAGUUGAUGCUGUGGGAUGCAAAGCUUCAUAAAGGGGCAAGGAAAGUUCUUCAUGAACUUAUCUUCAGUAGUUUUUUCAUGGAAAUGGAAUACAAAAAACUUUUUGCUAUGGAAUUCGUGAAGUAUUACAAGACAUUGCAAAAAGAAUACAUCAGUGAUGAUCAUGACAGAGUUCUCUCUGUGACAGCGCUCUCAGUUCAGAUGUUCACUGUACCUACUCUGGCCCGACAUCUUAUUGAAGAGCAAAAUGUAAUCACCGUCAUUACAGAGACGCUGCUAGAAGUGCUUCCAGAAUACCUAGACAAGAAUGACAAGUUCAACUUUCAAGGUUACAGUCAGGACAAACUGAAUCGGGUAUAUGCUGUAAUAUUUGAUCUAAGGUAUGUCCUAGUCAGCAAGCCUACGUUAUGGACAGACCGUCUGAGGGAUCGUUUUUUAGAAGGAUUUGUUUCUUUCCUAAGGAUUCUUACUUGCAUGCAGGGAAUGGAGGAGAUAAAAAGACAGAUUGGUCAGCACAUAGAGGUGGACCCUGACUGGGAAGCAGCCAUUGCUAUACAGAUGCAGCUCAAGAACAUUCUUUUGAUGUUCCAGGAGUGGUGUGCCUGUGAUGAAGAGCUGUUGCUCAGGGCCUACAGAGAAUGUCAUAAAGCUGUGAUGAGGUGCAGCACAAAUGGUCGCUCACGGGAGAAGACAGUGUUUCACUUGUGUGGCCAUACUCUGGAGAGCAGACCUUACAGAGUGUCUGCAGAUCCUGUCAGCAUCCAUUUACCGCUCUCUCGGACUCUUGCUGGUCUUCAUGUACGACUGAGCAAGACUGGAGCCAUCUCAAGAUUACAUGAGUUUGUUUCACCUGAAGAGUUUCAAGUGGAGCUUCUAGUAGAAUAUCCUUUGCGAUGUCUCGUCUUGGUUGCUCAGGUUGCUGCAGAGAUGUGGAGAAGGAAUGGACUGUCCUUGAUAAGCCAGGUAUUCUAUUACCAAGAUGUUAAAUGCAGAGAAGAAAUGUAUGAUAAAGACAUCAUCAUGCUUCAGAUAGGUGCAUCUUUUAUGGAUCCAAACCUGUUUCUCCUGCUGAUGCUGCAGAGAUAUGAGCUUGCUGAUGCUUUCAAAAAGAUGAAGCCCACCAAAGAUCAAGAUUUGAUCAAACAAUAUAACAUAUUAAUAGAAGAGAUGCUGCAGAUUCUCAUCUAUAUUGUGGGUGAAAGAUAUGUGCCUGGAGUGAGUAAUGUGACAAAAGAUGAUGUUACCAUGAGAGAAAUCAUCCAUCUGUUAUGUAUUGAACCAAUGGCUCACAGUGCACUUACGAAGUCCUUGCCUGAAGAUGAGAACAAUGAAACUGGCUUGGAGAAUGUAAUUGAUAAAGUGGCUACAUUUAAGAAACCAGGUGUGUCUGGCCAUGGAGUUUAUGAACUGAAAGAUGAAUGCUUAAAGGAGUUCAAUAUGUUCUUUUAUCACUAUACUAAGACUCAGCAUAGUAAGGCUGAACAUACACAAAAGAAAAGAAGAAAACAAGAAAACAGAGAUGAAGCACUGCUGCCACCACCUCCUCCAGACUUCAGUCCAGCAUUCAGCAACGUGGUGAGGAUUCUGAACUGUGAUGUUAUGAUGCACAUACUGCGGACCAUUCUUCAGAGGGCAGUAGAACUGGAAACCCACUUAUGGACUGAAGCUAUGAUCCAGAUGGUGCUUCAUAUCCUUUCUUUAGGGUUACUAGAAGAAAAGCAGCAGUUGCAGAAGUCUCCAGAAGAAGAAGUAGCCUUUGAUUUUUAUCACAAAGCAACACGAAUGGGAAGCUCGGCCUUGAAUGCUGUGAAUGUGUUAAUGCUUCUGGAAAAAUUGAAGAGAGUUCCUCAGUUAGAGGCACAGAAGGACACAGUCAAUUGGAUACUGAAGAUGUUUGACACAGUGAAAAGAUUGAGAGAAAAGUCUAGUUUGACAACAGUAAUGACUACAUCAGGCUCAGAAGCUACAAAAGGUGAUGAGACACAGAGCACUCAGGAUAAAGAGAAAGCUGAGCGGAAGAGGAAGGCAGAAGCAGCUAGGUUGCACCGUCAGAAGAUAAUGGCCCAGAUGUCUGCACUACAGAGGAAUUUUAUUGAAACCCAUAAGCUCUUGUAUGAAAACACGCUGGAGGCACAGGGAAAAGAAGAUGCUAUUAUGGAGGAAGAAAGCAUGGCUUCAGCAGUUGAUUACUCAAGAAUUGCAUUGGGUCCUAAACGAGGUCCAUCUGUUGCUGAGAAAGAAAUUCUGACCUGUAUACUUUGUCAAGAGGAACAGGAAGUAAAGUUGGAAAGUGCUGCCAUGGUAUUGUCUGCCUGUGUCCAGAAAUCUACUGCCUUAACUCAGAACAGGAGCAGAGUUCUUGAACUCUCAGGGGAUAUGCUGGAUCCUCUCUUCAUGCAUCCUGACUUACCUUGUGGGACUCACACAGGAAGCUGUGGUCAUGUGAUGCAUGCAGCGUGCUGGCAAAAGUACUUUGAAGCCAUGCAGCUGAAUUUCCGACAACGCCUGCACGUUGAGCAGAUCUUUGACUUGGAGAAUGGAGAGUAUCUUUGUCCGCUCUGCAAGUCUCUGUGCAAUACUGUGAUUCCUAUCGUUCCAUUGCAGGCUCAAAAAAUAAACAAUGAGGAUGCAGAAGCAGUAGCUCAAAUUCUGUCCCUGGCUAGGUGGCUGGAGAUUAUUAUAGUGAGGAUAUCGGGCUACAGUGUCAAAAAUGCUAAAGGUGAGAAGCAAAAUCUUCCAGCUUUCAUCAACAAGGGAAUGGGGAACUCUGCUUUGGAAUUCCAUUCCAUCCUUAGUUUUGGAGUUCAGUCCUCAGCCAAAUACUCCAGCAGUAUCAAGGAGAUGCUUAUUCUCUUUGCCACUACCAUUUAUAGAGUUGGGCUAAAAGUUGCUCCAAAUGAAGCUGAUCACCGGAUUCCUAUGAUGACCUGGAGCACAUGUGCUUUUACCAUCCAGUGUAUAGAAAACCUCUUGGAAACAGAGGGAAAGCCUUUAUUUGGAUCUCUGCAAAAUAGACAGCACAGUGGCCUUAAAGCAUUAGUGCAGUUUGCAGCUGCUCAGAGAACAACAUCACCACAGGUCCUGAUACAGAAACAUCUGGUUCGCCUUCUAGGAGUUCUUCUACCAAACUUUAAAGUGGAGGACACUCCAUCCCUCUUAGAAGUAGAUAUGUUCCAUGUUUUGGUGGGAGCUGUGUUGUCUUUUCCAUCUUUAUACUGGGAGGAUGCUGUAGAUUUGCAACCUUCAUCAGUUAGUUCAGCCUAUAACCACCUCUACCUCUUCCAUCUGACAACACUGGCACACAUAACACAAAUAAUCAUCUCUUCAGCAACAGAAUCCCCUGCUGCUCAGUCAUCUGACAACAGCGAGGAGGCAAGGGCUGCAGAGUAUUUCUGUAAGGAGGUUUGCCAGUACACCGGUGGAUGCUUUAGUCAGGAUAUUCCAGGCUGCCUUGUGUGGGAUUGUGUUAAAAAAGGCAUCAUGCCUUACCUUCGUUGUGCUGCUUUGUUUUUUCAUUAUUUGCUGGGAGUCCCUCCACCUGAGGAGCUACUGCAAGUUUCUGAAGAAGGGCAAUUCAAGGCACUUUGUAGUUACCUUUCUCUACCUACUAAUUUGUUCCUGCUCUUCCAGGAGUAUUGGGACACAGUAAAUCCACUGCUUCAAAGGUGGUGUGCUGACCCGGUAGUUUUAAGUUGUUUGAAGGGGAAAAGCAUUGCAAUAAGGUAUCCUAGGAAAAGAAAUUGUUUAAUAGAGCUUCCUGAAGACUAUAGCUGCCUUCUGAACCAAGCUUCUCAGUUUAGAUGCCCACGAUCUUCUGAUGAUGAACAAAAGCAUCCAGUAUUGUGUUUAUUCUGUGGGGCUAUGUUGUGUUCCCAGAAUACUUGUUGUCAGGAACUGGUGAAUGGAGAAGAGCUGGGAGCCUGUACUUCUCAUGCUCUGCAAUGUGGAGCUGGAGUCUGUAUGUUUCUGAAAAUCAGGGAAUGCAAAGUUGUCCUCAUUGAAGGUAAAACCAGGGGUUGCUUAUAUCCUGCACCCUACUUGGAUGAAUAUGGAGAAACGGAUCCAGGUCUGAAAAGAGGCAAUCCCCUGCACCUAUGUUGGGAGCGUUACCGGAAGCUUCAUCUGCUAUGGCAACAACACUGCAUCAUAGAGGAGAUUGCCAGGAGCCAAGAGACAAAUCAGAUCUUCUUUGGAUUCAACUGGCAGCUGCUCUGAGUCCCUUAAUUUUUGGUGAAAACUUUUACCUUUGGCAGUGCUUCGAAAAAGGAAAGGAGGAUUGCAUUAAAUAAUUGACUCUAGAACACAACUGAUGGAUUCUCUAGGUUGGAAGUAUUACUGAUACAUUGAAACAAUCUCAUGCUACAUGUUUUGGUCAUUUUUUUCUUUUCCCUCUUCCUUCUUUCCAAAAAAGGAAAACUACUUAUGUAAUUAUUUACAGAACAUUCAGAUCCAGAAAUAUUUCCACUUUUUUGAGAAAUUGUAAUUGUUUCAUAAGCUUUGAUAAGGACAGCUGUGAUUCAGGACAUAUACCAUGUUUCUGUUUCUUCCAUGCCUUGAGAAUAUACCUAAAUAUUGUUGCUGUGGAAAAGCCUUCUUUACUUUCUUUAGGUUCUUUUCCCUAGCUUAGUGAAGCUUUUAAAUAUGUCAAGAUCGGUGGCGUAAUACUGGAAUGGAGGUGGUGCCAGGCCUGUAGUAAUCCGUUCCUACAGGUACAGCAGACAUUAAUUUGUACAGAAAAAGCCUGGAUUCAUCUGUAUGCUGAGAUUUAAUGAAGAGUUGUCAGUAAAAAACUUCUAAAAGAAGUGUGGGAUGAAAAGUGCAUGGGGCAAUUACCAUCUUGCUUGUUGCAUUAAAAAGUGAAGUCCAUGCUUUUUGCAUUGCCAGAACUGCACUUUAAUGAAUUUGUCCUCUUAUUAGCAUAUAUCCUAGGAGGUCUAGGGCUGCACCAUUUGGCUAGACUGUGGUUAGCUUUACUCAUUUUAAAAUUUGUAUUCCGAGAUUUUCCCCAAGAACCAAAUGUGAAAAUACUGUUAGUAGCUGCAGUGUAGUUCUGCAACCAACACAACAGCCAGAGACUUCAGUAAAACAGAAGACCUUCAAAACUGCCACUGGCCUAAAAUCAAGGCACGAAAGAAUCAAUUUCUAGAAGCAGAAAUAAGAUCACCUGCAUUUGAGGAUUUUUCCACUCUUAGUCCUCUUUAACUAUUUGAAGCCCUCUUGCAUUUUGGGGAACAUCUUCAGUGGUUCAGUGCAGUUAGAGAAAAGAGGGAAAAAAGGUGGCUAAAUCUGUCUCUUUGCCCUUCAGUAGUUAGUAGCACAUUGUGAUUGGACUCUCUCUCAAUGUUUUGUGUUUGUGCUUCAGUUCUCGAUGUAUGUUGUACUGUUUCCUGAAUGUCAACCGUAACAGGAGGAAAUUUGUAAUGCAACAAGUAAAAAUACUUUCCCAUUUCUGUGUGGAAGUCCAAAGUUGUCAGUACUCUAAAUUUCCAUGCCCCUUCGCUGUCAGGAUUGUUUUGUGUCAUUUUAAUAAGGCUUGAAAGGGAAGUCUUCAAAUUAAUGUCAGAUAGCGGUUUUGUACAAUUUCUGUAUUUUUUUUUCUUCUGCUGAUCAUGUGAGAGAUAGUAGAAUCACGAAUGAUUAAUCAUAUUUAAAUAUUGCUCUUGUCCUAGAUUUAAAAGUUUUGAGAGUACGUAUGAGUGCACCAAAGAGCACCACAACUCUGUCUAAAAAUGGAAUACCAAUGAAUUCAAGUUGGUCUGACUUCAAGUACGUUUUUGUAACAUCUGCUAUAAAUAGUUGGCUUUUUCAGGUAUUCUGUUUCUGGCAGUUAAGGCCAUUCUUGAUUCAGAAUUUAAGCCUGAAUAUGAAACUCUUCAAAGACAAACAUUAAUUCUUUUAGUCUUCUCUAAAAUGUAUUUGAAACACAUACUGAAUUUAGAAGAACAGCUGUCACGAGCUUGCAUGCACUGGCAAUUUCUAAGGACAACAAAAUACUUCUUAUCACAAAAGAUCUUGGGUUAAGGCUAGCAAUUGUAUGCCUCUUUGAUACCAAAAUUGUGUUCACUUACUGUUUCUUUCUGAUAUUUACCUAUUCAUUUAUCAAAAUCUUUUAAGUUACCUUGCACUUCACUGAUACAAAAAUUCUGUUAUCAAAUAGGCAGUGAGUUCACUUUAAUUUCUCUGUCUGAACUGUUUUGUUUAAGGAUAGGAACAGGUCUGAGCAGCUGAGCUCAUGUUUAAAGCUCUAGAAAUCUCUUUGUAGCUGAAGAAGUGGGAGAGCAAAGUUGCAUCUUUCUGUACAUUUGCACAUAGUAGUUUAGCAAAUGGGCUCCCCUAUCAUUUACUGACUAGUGUGGUCAUCUUUCAUUUCAUAAACUACUAUGCAGUUUAGUUCACUGUGAGUAUAAUUUGUAUUUAGUGAUCGCAAGACGCUUAUGCCACUGAUUUCUGUUCCAUUCAAGCUGACAGAUGAAGUUAUUUAAUAAUGCACAUAUUGGUAUCUUCAAUUGCAAAAAUGUAAAUUUGAAACUUGUAUAAUGUUCUUGUGCUUUUGAAAUAAAAUAUCUUGUAUAUGUAUAUUUAAAAAAAAGGAAAUAAAGUAACUUCUCAUAGA